Molecule: messenger RNA, 2154 nt
Organism: Umbelopsis ramanniana AG
Lineage: Eukaryota; Fungi; Mucoromycota; Umbelopsidomycetes; Umbelopsidales; Umbelopsidaceae
Exons: 6
Coding region: 269-1948 (559 amino acids)
Biological process (GO): protein folding
Cellular component (GO): chaperonin-containing T-complex
Molecular function (GO): ATP binding; ATP hydrolysis activity; ATP-dependent protein folding chaperone
Source: RefSeq, a predicted model, not a curated record
GAGAUUUGACAGGUAUGGAUGGCCAAGGGCAACAGUAGAUUUCAUGGCGCAGAGGGAAUAUUAUGGCAUGAACUGCAGCCAUGGUAAUUAGUUCGGCACUCAGGACCUUUCCUGGAGAGUGUGUACACUGUGCCAUAGCAGCUGCUUUGAUGGGAGUGCAGGUUUUUUGAGCGGAGCAAGCCAGUAGUGAGCCAAAAGGCUCCAUAAAAUUUUUGAGAGAGCGCUUUGACAACUCGCCAUCGCUUUCCUCGUAAAACAAUAAUUAAAAAUGUCCUAUGGAAUGAUGCAACCCCAGAUCAUUUUGCUCAAGGAAGGCACAGAUAGUUCUCAAGGCAAAGGGCAACUUAUCUCCAACAUCAACGCCUGUGCUGCCGUUGUUGAUACCAUUCGCACCACCCUUGGACCCCGCGGUAUGGACAAGUUGAUGGUUGAUGAGCGAGGUGUGGUUACUAUCUCCAACGAUGGUGCAACUAUUAUGAAGUUGUUGGAUAUUGUUCACCCUGCUGCCAAGACCCUCGUCGAUAUUGCUCGAUCCCAGGAUGCCGAAGUCGGUGACGGCACCACCAGUGUUGUUUUGCUUGCUGGCGAACUUUUGAAGGAAGUCAAGGGCUACAUUGAAGAGGGUGUUAGCCCUCAUGUUAUUAUCAAAGGAUACAGACAAGCUGCUCGUUUGGCUAUCAACAAAGUCAAGGAAAUUGCUGUCACUGUCGAUCGCAACAAUGCAGAGGAUUUCCGUGAUUUGCUCUCCAAGUGCGCUGCUACAGCCAUGUCAUCCAAGCUCGUCCAUUCCCAAAGCAAGUUCUUCACCAAGAUGGUUGUCGAUGCUGUUAUGUCAUUGGAUCAAGAUUCCUUGAACGAAAGACUCAUUGGUAUGAAGAGAGUGCCCGGUGGUGCUAUGCAAGAUUCCAUGCUUGUUCAAGGUGUUGCUUUCAAGAAGACCUUCUCUUAUGCUGGUUUUGAACAACAACCCAAGUCUUUCAAGAACCCCAAGAUUUUGUGUUUGAAUGUUGAACUUGAACUCAAGGCCGAAAAGGACAACGCUGAAGUUCGAGUUGAGGCUGUCGAUGACUACCAAGCGAUCGUUGAUGCUGAAUGGCAAAUCAUUUUCCAAAAGUUGGAAGCCAUCGUUUCCACUGGCGCCAAGGUUGUUCUUUCCAAGUUGCCCAUUGGUGAUCUUGCCACUCAAUACUUUGCUGAUCGUGAUAUCUUCUGUGCUGGUCGUGUUACCAAGGAUGAUAUGGAUCGUGUUGUCCAAGCCGUUGGUGGCUCCGUCCAGUCCACUUGCUCUGAUAUUCGUAACGAGCAUUUGGGUACUUGCGAUACCUUUGAUGAACGACAAAUUGGUGGUGAACGCUUCAACAUCUUUGAAGGAUGCUCACAGGCCAAGACCUGCACCCUCAUUCUUCGUGGAGGUGCUGAACAAUUCAUUGCUGAGGUUGAACGCUCUCUUCAUGAUGCUAUCAUGAUUGUUCGUCGUGCUAUCAAGAACAACCUUGUUGUUGCUGGUGGCGGUGCUACUGAAAUGGAAAUUUCCAAAUACUUGCGUGAAUAUUCACGAACCAUCGAGGGCAAGCAGCAAAUGAUCAUUGGAGCCUUUGCUCGUGCUCUUGAAGUGAUUCCCAGACAGCUUUGCGACAAUGCUGGUUUCGAUGCUACUGAUAUCCUUAACAAGCUUAGAAAGCAACACGCUCAAGGCCACCAGUGGUACGGUGUUGAUAUCCAAAGAGAGACUACCCAAGAUAACUUUGAGGCUUUUGUGUGGGAACCCGCUUUGGUCAAGACCAAUGCUUUAGCUGCUGCUGUUGAAGCCGCCUGCUUGAUCUUGUCUGUUGAUGAGACCAUCAAGAACACCCAGAGCGAAAAGCCAAACGCAGGCCCUCCCAUGCCUGCUGGUGGCAUGCAACGUGCUCUUGGUGGUGGUCGCGGUCGCGGUAUGCCUAGACGAUAGAUAACUCAUUUUGUACUGAAAAAGCUCUACUUUUCUCCUCUCUUCUUCUAACAUUAUCCGUAAAUUUCAUAAAAGUUUCACACAAUUUCUGUUGCACUAAAUGUUUCUUUGCCAGUUACUUUGUCCGCCCAAAAAAACAACUCACGUGGUAAAAAAAUUUGUGUCCACUACUUGACGGUCUCUUGCUGCGUCCACUACCAGCGUCA